UGGUGAGAAACGAAGUCAGUAACGCAACAAACAGAAACGACAUCGCUAGCCAUUUUGUAGCAGGUAUGCUAACACUAGCUAAACUAGCUAGACUCGCUUUCAAUAAGAUUCGUGAGAUACAUCCCUGUAUUCUUUGAUCUCGCUUGCUUUUAUUCGGUUAGUUUUGAGGACAACACAUGUCGACCGUAACAUAUGGCUAUUUUACACACACAAAUAGGGAAAAUAAGAACAACUGUAGCAUUGCUUUAGCUGACGGAGUCUCUUACCCAACGCGGUCCUGGAGCUGUGUUUCAAAUUCCACAUCCGGCUCCGGUUUCGUGGGCGACAGGGGGCGCACUUUUGCCACACAACGGGAACGUCCGAUUGAAUUAAUAAUGAAAAUAAAAAUAAUGCAUUAUUAUUAUUUUUUUUAUCCGUAUAAUUUUUAAACAAGUAAUGAUUAGCUUUCCAACCAAACGCCACACAAAUGGAAAAUGACGACGUCAGAGAUAGUUAGCAACGUUGCGACAGCAAAAAUAUCAAAGGAACGAUGUCUGUCGAUAAAGAGUAGUAUUUCGGAUGAAACGACAGAUGCCCUACCGUAGUGAUCGAGUGCUUUCGGAAGUCCAUUUUCCUUUUUUCCAAGAAUGUUUCCUGCCAGGUGAGAGAGGAGGAGCCAUAGACAAGGAAGAAGACGAAGAACAGGAAAAGAACCAAAGAAGAAGAAGGCGACUUGGACAUGAGCUGAAGUCACACGUCAUAACAGGCCAGGCCGUUAAAUGAUGUUAUUUUCUAUUGGUAUUAAGUUAUUGGUAAAAUUAGGAGCAUGUUCUGCUAUCCUAAAGAGGGGUUAAAAGGAAGGAGAAGAGCAACAAGCUCCUCCGACUGCACUUAAAACCAAGUCUGAACUUGCUGACACAGUCCUGGAUUUACUACGCAGAUGGCACAGCAGGAGGAGCCUCUCUAUGACUUCCCCGAACCAACCGAGCCAUCAGAGGGCAAGUUCCCAGGCCACCAGAGAAGAUGCGGAUCCCUGAAGAGCAUCAGCGUACUAGACCGGCUCUUGUUGACGGUCCCUGUAUGGCUCCAGCUGUCGAUCAACGCCGCCACUGCGCUCCACAUACUGCAAAGGGAGCCUCCAGGGGUCAGAAAUACAUUCUUGGUGCGCAAGUCUCGCACGUCCAAAAGAAAUGUGCUGUGUGUGCGCCUGGUGGACGACAGUGUGCCGUCCUUUGUGCAGCAAUUUGGUAUCAGGGCGGAAUGUUCAACUCUUUCUCUGGAGACUUCAGCCAUCAGCUUUCCAGACCUUCCAAGACUUAUUUCAUUCUACUGUGUCAGCAGAGAUGUAUUACCCUUCCCCCUGGAGCUCCCUGAAGCCAUUGCUAAAGCAACCUCCCACAAAGAGCUGGAGUCCAUCUCUCAUAUGGGAGUAGAAUUCUGGAACUCACACCUGAAUGUCCGCGGGCCACGAGAGGCCCCAAAGACCCAGAAGAGCCAGGACUCUCCAAUCUCAGCCAUGGCCACUGCUAACUCGCAAACAAUCCCAGCAUCCCAACCCAAUUCCGGCCCACAGCUCGACUCAGAGCUCAAUGCAACUCCUGAAUCAGACCCCAAUUCCACCCUGUUUCGAGAGUUCUGCCCGAUCGAGACGCGUAGCCCCAGAGAGCUGGACUGCGGCUCGGGCCUGGGCGCUCUCUGCUUCAUCAACCCUCUCUUCCUGCAGUCUGACAGCAUCCUUUCCAAACGGCGCUUAAUGAAACGCAGCUUCAAGGUCCGGGUGUCCACAGAGACGUCCACCCUGCUGUCGCCCCCACUCGCUCGUCCGCCCCCGCCACCCCUCAUGCCCAAAACUAAAGGAAAAUGUAAAGCUUUGAAGCAGGCCGGACCUCAGAACUUUUCUGAUGAGGGUCAAACACAAAUGGAAGCCUCCCAACUCCCAACAGUGGCAGAACAUCCACCUGAAGACACAGAUUACAUGCAGCCACCUCCAGCCAUCAUAUCCUCUCUUUCUCCAUCACUCUCUCCUUAUCUAGCACCACCCCUUCCCCCCAAAAUGUCUUCCGCCCCUCAGAACCCUUCCAGCGCAUCUUUCGCCACCCACUAUCAAUUCCCAUCUCUUUCACCCAAGGCUCCCAGUGCUUCCCUUUCUCCCUAUCAGUCCCCAUCUUCUUCCCCCUUCUCUUUAACACCCUUCUGUUCUCCAGCCAUGUCUCCACUGGCAGAGGAAGCCCGUCAGAAAACACCUACUUUCACAUCAAGCCAGCAUGGCCCAGAGAAGAAAAUACAUGAUAAUGAAGUGGAAGAACUAAACAGAGAAAUGGAAGCAGCUACAGUUGACACAGACAGCCGUGGUUCCUUUGAUGGCCUUGAGGGGGCUGCAGAGAUGGCACAACAGACUGCAGUACAGAAACAAAGUGAUAUCCAGCAAAAUUAAUCUUUAAACAAAUGCAGCGUCAAUUACACUAAUUGACAGUAUUCCACAUUGCACUUCAAAUAAAUGCUCAUGGAUGGAUAAAUUGUAAGGUACGAUUUGGGCCUUCCAUAAGUAUGUGUAUACUACAUGAAUUAAGGGAUAAUUGCUGUAACCUAGUGUAAUGCUGCCCACUGAAGUAAAAUGGACUGAAAAAUAUAAUUUCAAUUAAAAGACAAUGGGUUUUUAUCAAAUAGUUUAUU
This is a messenger RNA of Nerophis lumbriciformis (worm pipefish), 2652 nucleotides long. RefSeq lists its product as uncharacterized. Lineage: Eukaryota; Metazoa; Chordata; Actinopteri; Syngnathiformes; Syngnathidae. The record is from RefSeq and is a predicted model, not a curated record.